This is a messenger RNA of Trichechus manatus latirostris (Florida manatee), 5607 nucleotides long. It is a transcript of the gene GOLT1B, whose product is annotated as golgi transport 1B. Bases 118 to 537 code for a protein of 139 amino acids. The record is from RefSeq and is a predicted model, not a curated record. Gene Ontology annotation, cellular component: membrane; endoplasmic reticulum. Gene Ontology annotation, biological process: endoplasmic reticulum to Golgi vesicle-mediated transport; retrograde transport, endosome to Golgi. The transcript has 4 exons. NCBI's taxonomy places the organism in Eukaryota, Metazoa, Chordata, Mammalia, Sirenia, Trichechidae.
GGCGGCUCUCUCCUGGGCUGCUUCCCGGGUUCUUUCCUCCCGACUCAGCUUCACACCCUGCGCUCCGUGUGGUGCUGCCGCUGCAUCUCUCCCGUCGCUGCCCUCACCACUGCAGCCAUGAUCUCCUUAACUGACACCCAGAAAAUUGGAAUGGGAUUAACAGGAUUUGGAGUGUUUUUCCUGUUCUUUGGAAUGAUUCUCUUUUUUGACAAAGCACUACUGGCUAUUGGAAAUGUUUUAUUUGUGGCUGGCUUGGCUUUUGUAAUUGGUUUAGAAAGAACAUUCAGAUUCUUCUUCCAGAAGCAUAAAAUGAAAGCCACAGGAUUUUUCCUGGGUGGUGUAUUUGUAGUCCUUGUUGGUUGGCCUUUGAUAGGCAUGAUCUUCGAAAUUUACGGAUUCUUUCUCUUGUUCAGGGGCUUCUUCCCUGUGGUGGUUGGCUUUAUUAGAAGAGUACCAGUCCUUGGCUCCCUCUUGAAUUUACCUGGAAUUAGAUCAGUAAGUAAUCGUGUAUUUAGCAUUAUGUUUGUAAACCAUUGAAAUAAAUGCUUUGUGAUGCUUUUUACUUAUAGAAGUUUGAGUGAUUAAUACUUGACUAAUUGGUAAUUUUUUGAUUAUCAUAUAAAUGUUUACAUCACGUAGAUCACAGUUACCGUGAAUACCAGAAAAAAUAAUCAUCACUAAAUAUGUAAAACCCAAAAUUGUAUUUCACUGUGUCCAUUUUUAAUAUUGUUCUCUAGUUUAAAUGUUAUUCAGAUUAAUAUGCAAUGCUACUUUUCUCUUUGAGGGGUCAAGGCAUUUUUCAAUUAAUUUUCAUAUGAUCGCUAAUUUUAGAAACAAUAAUGUAAAAAGGACACCAUUUUUUCAUGCAAGUAUUUUCUUUCUCGAACUGUAUCACCAAAUAGAAUGGAUUAAGACAAUAAAAUAGAAAGAUAUCAUGCUGGGAAUCAUACAAUAAUGAUUCCAUUCCCAGCUGUGUCCAAGGCUCAACAACCUGGUUUCUCCAGGGUGGGCCUCAGUUUCUAUCCUGAUAAGAUAAAAGAUGUCAAAUUAGAUAGUUAAUAAAGGCUAAAGAGAAUGUUUUAAAAAUUGACAAGUGAUGUUUCUUCAGUUCAUUCAGUAUUCAUUCAGCAAAUCCUUGAUACCACACUACUAGUUUGAAGACUGUUACGUCUCUGUAGGAGGUUCAAAAGGCCUUUCAGAGUCAGCUUUCUCAUUGCCUUCUCAGAAAAAGCUUUCCUGGCACCCUGUGACUGGCUUGGGCCUUGCUUCUAUAGUGUACUCUGCACACAUCUCUAUCAUAGCUCUACCGCUGUUUCAACUGUCAGGAAAAAGGCUUAUAUGUGAAAUGUGGUAGUCUUUGAGGGCAGAAACAGACUGUUUUAGUCACUGUUCUGUCCCCAGUGCCCAGCCCAAUACCGAACACAUAAUAGACACGCAGCACAUUUUGGCUAAAUGAAUGAAUGAAGGAUGGCAUUUCAUUGACCUCAGGGAUUCCAGCUGACUUUCUUUUAGCCUAAAUCCUUAAAUUUCAAAAGUAAACUAAAUCCUUAAAUUCCAAAAGCAUCUGGAUAAUCUGGAAUUCAGCUAAGUUGGGGGCAAUCCUUUUGGCUCUAGAUCUGAGCUGCGGUUCCAUUUCCUUCUUUGGAAAUUUCAUAGUUCCGCAUCUAUCCUGAAUAACUGGGAUAAACUGGCCUUAAGGACAGAAGAUCACAAGUUCUAGUUGGGUGUCAGAGUCCAUCAGCUUCCUAAAGUUAUUUACAGAUUUUUGUAAAGCUUAAGAGAUGAGCCAUAGCAUUUACUGAAUUCUGAAAUUGCCAAAGGCUGACUUACCCCUAGAAGUGUAAGUACUACUAUAAGUCUAACCCCAUUUCCAUCCCUAGGUCAAUUUUAGAGUCAGAACCUACAGCCAAGGCAACGUAGAUAUUUUCAGUUAUCCUUGGAGAGAGAGUAUUGUGCUUUUUCCCAUCUUAUAUUUACUUUAAAAUUCUAAUGAAUCUACAGAUUCAUUCAGAGCAGCUUUUCAGUUUAGAUGUACCCAACCACCUAUUUGUGAUAAUAGAAAAUGUUGGAACUUGGCCUGUCUGGGUAUAUUCUUACUUCAUUUGCAUUAGUCACCAAUCUCAUACAAUUGUCAAUGUUGUUUAUACUUAAAAUGACUUUUGAAUUUACUGAUACUUCUAGUUAUAAAAUUGUAAUUGCCCUAUAUGUCCUUAACUUAAGGAUUCUGUAGUAUUUGCAUAAAUGGGCACCCAAUACUACAGAUUACACUCCCUAGCAUUACUUAAUUCUAAUAGAUGCUUAACUAAAAAUGUGAAUAGUAAAGUGAAAGAAACAGUUAAGAUGAUUGCCGGAUUUUGAUAAUAUUAUAACCGCUUGAAUUACAUAAAUUUUAGUAUCUCCACUAAUUAUAUACUUUGGUUCAAUCUUUGGAUCACCAUCUGGAAUGCUGAAGAAAGCCAAACUGCUUUAUAACAUAAAUAGCCACUUAAAUUAAUAUGUGCUAAAAUUUGUAAUCAAUAAUUAUAAAUUUAUGCUUGCAUCAUUGCAUCUGUUUUUCAUGUUGUUGCCACUUUCAGUCUGAAGUCCAGAAUACACAUUUAAAGUAUUUUUAGUCAAUAGCUGUCAUAAUUAUCGAACUUAAUGAAGCUAAAUCUGUUUGUUCAAAGACUACAUAAGCCCAGAAGAGAUCCACAGUAAUGGUCAGUUGAAAUAUUUUAUGGGUUCAUUAGUGCAUGAAUGGCUGAUAUUUUAGCUUUCUAAUUUAUUUUUUUUUCCUUAAGCUGUCAGUGUUAACGUCAUUUAUCCAGUUUAUUUGUUCAUUGUGUUGCAUUUAUCAUGUUGCACCCUUAAAUUCAUAUGUAUAACAUGCCAUGCAGAAAACAGAUUUUAGAAUUUUUUUUUUUUUAAACAAACAUUUACGUGUCAGAAGAUGGUGGUGAGUAGUACUGGAUUAAUCGUUGUCCGUCACACCUUAAAUUUCCACAAAUCUUCUGCUAAAGCUGGGUUUUUAAAUCCACAUUUGCAAUGUUGAUAUAAUGUUGUAGAAUACUGUAGAGUUUUUUCUAAUUGUCUGGUUUUUUUCCUCCUUACAGUUUGUAGAUAAAGUUGGAGAAAGCAACAAUAUGGUAUAACAUCAAGUGAACUGAAGACUCAUUUAAGAUAUUGUAUUAUUUAUAAGAUCCUUUGAAGAAUAUUCAGCACAAAAUUAAAUUACAUGAAAUAGCUUGUAAUAUUCUUUACAGAAGUUUAAAACGUAUAGCCUACGAAGUACCAACAGCAGUUAGCAAAGAAGCAGUGAAAACAGGUUUGUAAUCAAGUGAUCUAAGAAGUCAGCAAGCAAGCUGAAGGAGAUGAUAUCUGCGUUACAAUCCAUAUGGAAACUCUUGACAGCUGUUUUUAUUGUUUUUCCACAAUGUGCGAAACACAGCCAUGCUUAGAGACCUGUGGUGCCUGCUCCUUUUAUUUUGAAGGUGCAGGUGCACCCUUAGGCAUUGCUUUUUAGACUGUCCACUGCAAUGGCAAACAUCUUUCCAGUUGCACUGUCUCUCUGAAAGCGAUGAUGCAUGAGUUAGAUUGGAUUGUGUUAUUUUAUCGUAUUAAAACCAAGGAAAAACCAGUUUUGAUGUAUGAAUCAUUUUUUCUUUUUUAACGUGGUUAAAAUAAAACUUUUAUGGUUCUUCUGAAUCUUAAUGUUUUAAAGCCAGAUGAAAAUCUGAGCUAGAUAUUCUUUGUUAGAAUAUGCAAAGGUCAUUCUGUAGUUACUUACUAUAUUACAGCUGACCAAGCACUUUUUUGGUCAGCAACACACUCUGGAAAUAUACUUCUUGGGAGUCGGACUUCCUGAGUAUCUGCCUGUAUUCACUUAACAGACAGCACUCUUGACCAUGAAGUCAUCUCUCACAGGCUUGUCUCAGUGAAUAGUCUUUUAUUUAAGGUACUGAAUGAUGCAAAGUAAAUGUAUUUUUCCAUGUCAUGAUGUCGUUUAUUUUCUUUUUCUUUCCUCUUUUUUUUUUAUUUUAGCAGUAGUUUAUUUUGUUUUUCAUAAAUUAAAAUAACUGUUGGCAAUGUCUAAAACAUGUAAGAUACUAAAAGAUUAAACUUAUGACUUUUUUAAGGGCUAUUCAUCUAAGCUGCAUUUUCCCCUUAAUUUCAGCUUUUUCAUAACAUAAAAAUGAAUAUGCAUGAUGUGUGCUUCAUGUGAGCACCCUUCGCCUUGAGUAUUGGAGAACAUUUCUGAAUUCACAUGCUGAAGUUAUUUUACUAUAAUUAAACUGGCUAUAGCUUCUUAAAAACAUAACACUAAAAAAAUAACGUGUUGUCUUUUCUCCUGUUGCUGCUUGACAGACACUAGGAAACAGCAGUCGUUUCUUUAGGAGCUUUCCAUGGUAGCAGCUUUCAUGGUGGAUCUAGGGACAACUUUUCAACAGCCGCAGUACUAUUUGUUUUAUCACUAAUGAUUGCACUAUUUACCUUUUUUUUUUUUUUUAAACAGUUUUAAAGCCUUUUAAUGCAUAAGAUCAUAAAAAGAAUUUGUGACUUUUAUUUAAAAACAUGGCUACAAAAUAUAUUACAGAUUAUGUUAUUCUUCCGUUUAAUCUCUUAAUGCCCAGAGAACUCCCAACCUCGCUCAUGUAAAGGAAGAAAGACUUGGCAUAUAGUCUGAUGGUUCAGUCUUGUGGAUUGCUGUCUUUUUGGUACUGGCAUUUGAUUUAUGAUAUAAUCUGUGAAAAUGCAAUGAUAUUGGACAAAUGGAGAUUCCUACCUCAAUAGUUCAUGGAAUAAUAAGAGACCUGGUGUUGUAUCUAAUGUUCUUUAAAAAAAGUAGUAUCAUCUUCACUUGGAGAGUGUCAAAUAUAUAUAAAUAUACACACUUUGGGGAUUGACUGAUAAAAGGUGUCCUGUAGGACUCUAACAUACAUAUUUUUGACUGACCUGUAUUAUUUAAGUGACUAGAUAAUUCUACCUUUUUAGAGCAAGAACAGUGUCUGUUAAUGUAAGGAACACAUUAUUUAAUUCCUUUGUAGACAUAAAUCUCUUAUCAAAAUGUUCUUUGCACUGUGACAGAGAUACCUUUUUCAACAGUCAGAAAGCAUUAUUGGAUAGAAGCACAGGAAGGAUUUGAUAAUCUCCCAGUCCUUUGUAAAAUUGAGAGGCUGGAGCAGUUUUCAGUUUUAAAUGAGUCCACAGUUAAUAUCAAAUAUGAGUUUGGGACUGCUUGGUAGCAUUGUAUAUUUCUCUUGCAGCACCAUUGAUGAGGUUCUAUUUUUAAACGUACUAGUCUUCUGACAGCAUUAUACACCCCAUUGUCUCUUCCUUUCCAAAAUUAGCCUUCUGCCUUUGUGACAAAAGCAUACUUCAAUUAUUUCCUUAGAGAGGGAGGAAAAGGUCUAAUACUACUUAGCCUUAAAUGUUUCUGUCAUUGUUCAAAUGUAUUUUCUGUAACAGAAACAUACAUGUAUUUGGAAUGUUUUUCUUUUCCCCUUUUAAAUUGUAAUUCCUGGAAUAUUGCUGCUUUAAAAAACCUCACGAUCAAAUUAUAUGAUCUAACAAUUGAAUAUUGUAAAUACACUUGUCUUACCUCUCAAUAAAAGGAUACUUUUCUAUUAA